CAUCGACCUUUGGCCGGGCCAAGGGCUGCCCCGCGCGCCGCAGGGCUGCCCACGCCCCACAGGAGUCCUCGCGCCGAGCCAUCGCGGCGCACGGCUGCCCAGAUGGGCUUCCUCGACGACGUCUUCGAUGAAUGCCGGGAAGAGCUCCAGAUCACGCCGCGCGUGAGGACGCCGAAGCCCCGCAAAAAACGCACCAAGCCAAAGGCAGCCGCGCCGCGCCGCGACGCGCGCGUCCACGUCGCGCCCGCGGCGGAGACGCCGCCGCCGCGCGUCCACGCCGCGCCCGCGGAGGCAGCGCCGCCGCCCUCAGUAAUGGAACAGCCGCGGCAGGCGCCGCCGCCCUCCGUACUUGAGCUGCCGCGGUCGCCGUCGCCGCUGCGCCGUAGAAACAAAAUCCCGACGUCGCCGAGCAAAAUACCAAGAGACGGCACGUCCGCCGACACGGAGCUCGUCAAGCACGCGAAUAGAUUAGCGUCCGUCGCGGCGUCGCUCGAUUCGCUAGAUCUCGAGGCGUUGGCAAGAGCGCACCAGGGCCAGGGCGCCUCGGGCAUCACGGCCGCGGCCGCCGCCGCCGCGGCUCUGAAUAGCGCGAUCGCGUGCGCCGUGUCCGGCGAGGGCCCGGAGGAGGUGAGAAGGAAACUCGAGCGGCGAGCCAAAGCCGAACAACGCUCCUCAAACAUCAAGAGCAAGAGACAAGCGGAUGCGCGGGACGCGCAGAGGAGGAGAGACGCUUUAACGGAGAACUUUGAGGCGCGGGCGGCGAAGGCCUCCGAGCGGAAGAUGAAUGAUAGGGCCAGCAUCACGCAAAAUACGAGAGCAAGACGCGAAUCAACGCAACAGGCGGCCGCUAAUAGACGAGACCUGGCCGCCGCCAGAAAACGUCUAGGCUACAAGGACGGCGUGAUACCCCAAGCGCCGCAGCUCCACAACCCCUACGCGUCGUAUCUGCCGCCCGGCGCGACUUUUGAUGAUGACCCUCUCUUAAAACGCGCGAGGGCGCUGCGGGACACGGCCGCGCAGAUCACGGCGGACCUAGGGGGCGCGCCCGCGGCGCCGGUGGUCGUGGCGGCGCCGCCGCCUUCAUACGAGAUACCGACCGAGGAGGCGGAGCUUGUCGCGCGCGCGAAGGAAUUGUUGAAGGACUACGACCCCCAACCCUCGAAGGCGAGGCCCUCGAACUUCGAGUACGGGCAGCUGGUCAACGCGCGGCGGCGGCGGGCCGACGCGAUCCGGGGCGCUAGAGCCAUAGGAAGGUAG
Pelagomonas calceolata is the source of this 1257-nucleotide messenger RNA. The record is from the annotation of a GenBank genome assembly. NCBI's taxonomy places the organism in Eukaryota, Pelagophyceae, Pelagomonadales, Pelagomonadaceae.